Messenger RNA from Akanthomyces muscarius, 1914 nucleotides. RefSeq lists its product as uncharacterized. Gene Ontology annotation, molecular function: myo-inositol:proton symporter activity. The record is from RefSeq and is a predicted model, not a curated record. Bases 1 to 1914 code for a protein of 637 amino acids. Lineage: Eukaryota; Fungi; Ascomycota; Sordariomycetes; Hypocreales; Cordycipitaceae. Gene Ontology annotation, biological process: transmembrane transport. Gene Ontology annotation, cellular component: membrane. The transcript has 8 exons.
AUGGAUCCCGAAAAGAAGAUUGUCCUCGAACAAAGCGAGCAUGUCAAAGAAACUGCGCCCCCGACAUCAGAAGCUGCGCAGAAGCUCGCCGCGCUCACCGACAGUGCAGAGGUCGAGAUCAAGAACCCUCUCGUCGGCCUCCCCCGCGAUGAGCUCCUCUCGCGCGUCACGGCGUUUCAGCGAGAAAAGGGCCUGCCAGAAGACAUUCUGCCGCUUCUUGAAAAGGGUGCUCUUGUGGCGCAGAACCCCGCCGGCUUCGAGGAGCUUGCAGAAUUAGACGAGCACGACAAGGCCGCCUUGCGCAACGAAGUCACCCACAGGUGGCGCCACCCCAAGGCCCUUUACUUUACCAUUGUUCUCAACUCCAUUGCCGCAGCUAUUCAGGGAUGGGAUCAGACUGGCUCCAACGGCGCGAACCUUGGCUUCCCUGAAGCUCUUGGCAUCCCCGAUUUCUCACCCCAAUGCGGCCCCGACGAGACCAAGGGCCUCUGCGCCAGGAACGCCUGGCUCGUCGGUGUCAUCAAUGCGAUGCCUUACAUAACCAUCUGUCUCUUUGCCGGCUGGAUCUCCGACCCUCUGAAUGAGAUUUUGGGUCGUCGCGGCGUCAUCUUCAUUGCGGCUAUUUUCUCCGUUCUCGCUCCGUUUGGUAUGGCCGUGUCGCAGACAUGGGGCCAACUUGCAGCAUGCAGAGCUCUUCUCGGUAUUGGCAUGGGCUUGAAAGAGGUCACCGUUCCGGUCUACAGUGCGGAGAACGCACCAACCUCUAUUCGUGGCGGUCUGGUCAUGUCUUGGCAGCUCUGGACGGCGUUCGGCAUCUUCCUCGGUACUUGCGCGAACCUGGCUGUUGGAAAGGUUGCCCAUAUCGCAUGGCGCCUCCAACUCGGCUCGGCCUUUAUUCCGGCUGUUCCGCUUGUUAUAGGUAUCUAUUUCUGCCCCGAGUCUCCUCGAUGGUACCUCAAGAAGGGUCGACACCUGAAGGCCUGGAAGUCUCUUCUUCGUCUACGAAACACGCCCCUGCAGGCUGCUCGUGACCUUUUCUAUAUCGAUGUUCUUCUCGAGCACGAAGAGAAGAUGGUUGCCGAAUCUGGUCUGAAUGUCAAUGGCAGUGUGUUCACUCGUUUUAUUGAGCUGUUUACAAUUCCCCGAAAUCGCCGCGCUACCCAAGCUUCUGGUAUUGUCAUGAUUGCACAGCAGAUGUGCGGUAUUAACAUCAUUGCAUUCUAUUCGAGUACCAUCUUCGUCUCAAGUGGUGUUUCUGCUUAUAAUGCUCUUUGGGCUAGUUUCGGUUUUGGCUUGAUCAAUUUCCUCUUCGCCUGGCCUGCUGUGUGGACCAUCGAUACAUUUGGUCGCCGUGCCCUGCUGAUUUUCACGUUCCCGAACAUGUUUUGGACGCUGCUCGUCGCCGGUAUUUGCUUCCUGAUUGACAAGGGUGUGGAGCACAGUACGCCGCGUAUUGCCGCUGUUGCCACCUUUGUGUAUCUGUUCGGCGCUUUCUACUCUCCUGGCGGAGGCCCAAUUCCCUUCACCUACAGUUCGGAAGUGAUGCCUCUGUCGCAUCGAGAAGUUGGCAUGUCAUGGGCUGUCGCGACAAACAAUUUCUGGGCUGCCAUUUUGAGUUUGACCUUCCCUCGUAUGCUUAGGGCCAUGACCCCGACUGGUGCGUUUGGCUUCUACGCAGGCAUGAAUCUCGUCGCCUUGGCCCUCAUUUUCUGCUUUGUUCCAGAGACGAAGCAAAAGAGCUUGGAGGAGCUUGACGACGUCUUUAGUGUGUCGACCCGCACGCACGCCAAGUACCAGCUCUGCACUGUGAUGCCGUGGUGGUUCAAUCGUUAUGUCCUCCAGAAGGACGUCGUCUGUCCCCCUCUGUACAAGAACGAGAACAGGGUCGCCAGACCCAACGAAGGCAAAGUAUAA